Messenger RNA from Tinamus guttatus (white-throated tinamou), 1245 nucleotides. The record is from RefSeq and is a predicted model, not a curated record. Lineage: Eukaryota; Metazoa; Chordata; Aves; Tinamiformes; Tinamidae.
UCCCGCAGCUACGUGGGGAACCUGUCCAGAGAUGUCACUGAAGCUCUAAUCCUCCAGCUGUUCAGCCAGAUCGGACCAUGCAAAAACUGCAAAAUGAUAAUGGAUACGGCUGGAAAUGAUCCAUAUUGUUUUGUGGAGUUCUUUGAGCAUCGUCAUGCAGCUGCAGCACUAGCUGCUAUGAAUGGCCGGAAGAUAAUGGGUAAGGAGGUCAAAGUGAACUGGGCAACAACCCCCAGCAGCCAGAAGAAAGAUACCAGCAGUAGUACCGUUGUCAACACACUGCGUUCACAAGACCAUUUCCAUGUCUUUGUUGGAGACCUCAGUCCUGAAAUUACAACUGAAGAUAUAAAAGCAGCUUUUGCGCCAUUUGGAAGAAUAUCAGAUGCACGAGUGGUUAAGGAUAUGGCAACGGGCAAAUCUAAGGGAUACGGCUUUGUUUCCUUCUUCAAUAAAUGGGAUGCAGAAAAUGCUAUUCAGCAGAUGGGUGGUCAGUGGCUUGGUGGAAGACAAAUCAGAACAAAUUGGGCGACAAGAAAGCCUCCAGCUCCAAAGAGUACUUAUGAAACAAAUACCAAACAACUGUCUUAUGAUGAUGUGGUCAAUCAGUCCAGUCCAAGCAACUGCACCGUGUACUGUGGAGGUGUUACCUCGGGACUGACAGAACAGCUAAUGCGCCAGACCUUUUCUCCGUUUGGGCAGAUAAUGGAAAUCCGAGUCUUCCCAGAUAAAGGAUACUCCUUUGUACGGUUUAAUUCCCAUGAGAGUGCUGCACAUGCAAUUGUUUCCGUCAAUGGCACAACUAUAGAAGGCCACGUAGUGAAGUGCUACUGGGGCAAGGAAACACCAGACAUGAUCAGUCCAGUCCAGCAGAACCAAAUCGGAUAUCCCCAAGCUUACGGGCAGUGGGGUCAGUGGUAUGGAAACGCGCAGAUCGGGCAGUACAUGCCCAAUGGCUGGCAAGUCCCUGCAUAUGGAAUGUAUGGGCAAGCGUGGAAUCAGCAAGGAUUUAAUCAGACACAGUCUUCAGCAGCAUGGAUGGGAGCAAACUACAGCGUUCCGCCGCCUCAAGGGCAGAACGGGAGCAUGAUAACUAAUCAAACUGGAUAUCGCAUGGCGGGCUUCGAAACGCAGUGAGAAAAGGACUCUGAAACCAAACACUGGUGGGCUCGAGGCUGCGAGGAGAGUUGUGAAGCCUCUGUUUACUGAACAGAUUUACCCGAUCAAGUCAGUACGAGUGUCAGAUAC